This is a messenger RNA of Symsagittifera roscoffensis, 1902 nucleotides long. RefSeq names its product M-phase inducer phosphatase 3-like. Gene Ontology annotation, molecular function: protein tyrosine phosphatase activity. Bases 218 to 1762 code for a protein of 514 amino acids. Gene Ontology annotation, biological process: positive regulation of G2/MI transition of meiotic cell cycle; G2/M transition of mitotic cell cycle; positive regulation of G2/M transition of mitotic cell cycle. The record is from RefSeq and is a predicted model, not a curated record. Lineage: Eukaryota; Metazoa; Xenacoelomorpha; Acoela; Convolutidae. Gene Ontology annotation, cellular component: nucleus; cytoplasm. The transcript is spliced from 2 exons.
GAAUGAGAGUUUGACUGCCGAUUUUAACGUUACACGAAACCAAGUUCAAAGUAAAACCAAGUUCCAAGUAAACUUAAGUUCCAGUCUAACGGCCAACAAAGUGCAUUUUGUUUCACAACAGUUAAUUUCAUAAUUGAAUUUUAAUAGCAAGUGUUGCGUUUCUUUUGUUACGGAAUUUGUAACUAAUUCAAGAAAGUUUAUAGCACUACAACUAAUAAUGUCGGAUAACGGAUCUAGCUUGACCAGAAAGAUGAACAACGACUUCGCUUAUCAAGAAUCGCCUGAAGGUACUGUCUAUCGACCUUUUUCCAUUUCGACAAUGAACAGAAUUCUGAACGCUUAUGAAGGCUAUCAAGAGUCGCCAGACUUCGAUUUUCAAUCAUAUUCAUCCAGUUCUUCUGGCGGGACUCCUGGUGCUGGACUCUCUUCUGAACUCCAGGGAACCUUGAAGGUAUCUGGAGUCUCAGAGAGCCCUGGAUCACCUCCCAUUAGUAUGACUAGGAAGAGAUCACUGUUCAAUGACAACUUUAAGGAUGAUUCAGAGAACAAGGUUUCGAGUUUGUUCGGACCAGAAGAUGACUCGGAAAACCAGAUUCCGAGCUCGCUCGGUCAGACGCCGGUAAAGGCGGAGAGUAAUGUCACAAAAGAAGGUGGCGACGUUGGUGGGACUCGAAAGCGAAGUAUUCAACGGAAUCCGAGAAGCGUUUUGGCGGAAAUAACAAAUAAUUGUUUCGAGCCAGUUCUCAAUGUGUCUGGCGGCCAACCCAGAGAAAAUCUGAAUGGAUCGAAGAAGCCAGUAUCGAAGUUUCGGCGCUUCGAUACGACACGGGCAACUGUCUCGAUCCAAAUUGAAGUGGAUAAUAUCUGCGAAGAUGGCAGAGGGAACACAUCACCUGAAGGCGGUCGAGAUCUAGUUGUAUCACCUCUUGGGAGUGACGACGUUAACUCUUCAUUCGAUACCAGCUUACAAUCACUGGAAGAAUCACCACUCGAAGUUUCGACCAAAAAAAGUGGAUCUAUCUUCGAUACCCUGAUCAGUGGAAAGAUCCCGGAUGUUGCGGAAGAAAACAAAGCAGACGAAACUGACCCUAGCCACAAGCGCAGAGCCUCGCCUAACAUCGGAGUUGUUCAACGUCCUAAUUUAGACUUAUAUAGUCCGAUAGUUGCAAUGCCUUACAAGAUAGCUGAUGUGCAGAGCUUCAUAGGGGACAAUAGUAGAGUGCAUAUACUGCCUGAGGUAUCGGGACGCCCAGAGGUUGCGACUCCUGCGAGUGGCGUUGCCGAUCUUCUCAAUGGGAUGUACACUCACAAGAUUGAAAAGUUUGUUAUCAUAGACUGUCGAUACCCAUUCGAGUACAAAGGUGGUCACAUUAAAGGGGCGGUCAAUUUUUAUCUUCAAGAUCAAGUUAAGAAUUACUUAUUUCAUGGCCAAGAUAAUAAGCAAACUGUUUUGAUUUUCCACUGCGAGUUUUCCCAAGAGCGUGGUCCAAGAAUGUUCAAAUUUGUUCGCAACCAUGAUAGAUCUGUGUUCCAGAACUCUUACCCUAAACUACGUUAUCCAGAGAUGUAUGUUCUUUUUGGAGGUUAUAAACAGUUUUUUCACCAGUUUCGACAUCUAUGCGAACCACAAGAAUAUUGCCCAAUGUUACACCCUGCGUACUCUCUGGAAAUGGUGCGAAAUAGAAAUGAAGAGAAAAAGAGUCGCGAAGCUCAAGCUGCUGCCAGAAAUAAAUUGGCAAGAUUCCGAACAACUCGGCUGUAAACCAAAACUGCUUUUUUCUGUUUUUAAUUAGCUUAAGUAAGGUCUAUUCAAUAGAUACUGUUGAUUUUAAUGUUAACUUAAGACCUAAUGAUUACACUAAUUCCCGAUUAUUCCUUAGAUAAUAAAAAUUAUCGCUUAAA